Molecule: messenger RNA, 925 nt
Organism: Malurus melanocephalus (red-backed fairy wren)
Lineage: Eukaryota; Metazoa; Chordata; Aves; Passeriformes; Maluridae
Gene: REEP5
Product: receptor accessory protein 5
Exons: 5
Coding region: 69-638 (189 amino acids)
Source: RefSeq, a predicted model, not a curated record
GCGGCGCCUGCGCUCGGCCGGGGGAGCGCGGGGCUGCGGCGCGGAGCGGAGCGGGCGGCACCGGCGCCAUGACCGCGGCGAUGCGGCAGCGGUUCGACCGCUUCUUACACGAGAAGAACUGCAUGACCGCCGUGCUCGAGCGGAUCGAGAGCAAGACCGGCGUCAGCCGCACCUACAUCGCCACCGGCAUCCUCGGGAUCGUGGCCGUGUAUCUGGUGGUGGGGUACGGCGCGUCCCUGCUCUGCAACAUCAUCGGCUUCGCCUACCCCGCCUACGUCUCAAUCAAGGCCAUUGAAAGUCCCAACAAAGAUGAUGACACACAGUGGCUGACUUACUGGGUCGUGUACGGCAUUUUUAGCAUAGCUGAAUUCUUCUCUGACAUCUUUCUGUCCUGGUUCCCUUUCUACUACAUGCUAAAGUGUGGCUUCCUGCUGUGGUGCAUGGCUCCCAGCCCUUCCAACGGGGCAGAGUUCCUCUACAACCGGAUUAUCCGUCCGUUCUUCCUGAAGCACGAGGCGCAGCUGGACAGCGUUGUGCAGGACCUGAAGGACAAAGCUGCAGAGACUGCAGACACCAUCACUAAAGAGGCCAAGAAAGCAACAGUGAACUUGCUGGGUGAAGAAAAGAAGAGCACCUAAACUGGAUAAGUUUCCCUACUGCCUCUUUUGCGCAGCUUGAUGUUACUGGGGACUGUGGUAUAAGUUCAAUAAUGUUGCCUUGGAAACAUUUUGAUAUAUUAAAGGAAUGUGCUGUAAGUUUACUUACUACUUUGCUGUGACUGAUAGAGAGUAUGCAUUUUUAUUUAAAAGCAAUGCAGUGGGCAGCAUCUGAAGCUUAAUGAAAAUAUUUUAUUCAUCUUCAUGCAGAAGAAGUCUUUCAGUAAUCUCUUUCUGCAGUAAUAUAAAUAAAAAGUAUAUAUCCCUCA